Messenger RNA from Microtus ochrogaster (prairie vole), 2048 nucleotides. Its product is annotated as carboxylesterase 1C-like. The transcript is spliced from 14 exons. NCBI's taxonomy places the organism in Eukaryota, Metazoa, Chordata, Mammalia, Rodentia, Cricetidae. The record is from RefSeq and is a predicted model, not a curated record. The coding region runs from base 138 to 1883 and encodes 581 amino acids.
AGUUCUCUGGAGGAGGAACCGAUUUAUAUAUUUGUGCUAGCUGGGCUAGAGGCAGGCCUACAGCAAAGAGACCGGAACAAUACUUUCUCUUUGAGCAGCAGGCACCUUCCCGCCUCCAGAGUUCUUGUCCUUCCGCCAUGUGGCUCUGUGCCCUGGUCUUGGCUUCUCUUGCUGUUUGCACAGUUUGGGCAGGGCACCCGUCCUCACCACCCAUUGUGAACACUGUUCAUGGCAAAGUCCUGGGGAAGUAUGUCAGCUUAGAAGGAUUUGCACAGCCUGUGGCCGUCUUCCUGGGAGUUCCCUUUGCCAAGCCCCCUCUUGGCUCCCUGAGGUUUGCUCCACCACAGCCUGCAGAGCCCUGGAGCUUCGUGAAGAAUGCCACCUCCUACCCUCCUAUGUGCUCCCAGGAUGCAGUUGGAGGGCAGGUGCUCUCGGAGCUCUUCACCAACAGGAAGGAGAGCAUUCCUCUCAAGUUUUCUGAAGACUGUCUCUACCUGAAUAUAUACACCCCUGCCGACUUGAGAAAAAACAUCCGAUUGCCUGUGAUGGUGUGGAUUCAUGGAGGUGGACUGAUGAUAGGUGGAGCAUCACCGUAUGAUGGACUAGCUCUCUCUGCCCAUGAGAACGUCGUGGUGGUAACGAUUCAGUAUCGCCUUGGUAUUUGGGGAUUACUCAGACCUUCCAAGCUCUUGAGAGCCCUGCCAUGGCAUCUAUACCCCCAUUACACCCUGUCAUCUUGCAGCACAGGUGAUGAACACAGCCCUGGGAACUGGGGUCACUUGGAUCAGGUGGCUGCACUACGCUGGGUCCAGGAUAACAUUGCAAAUUUUGGAGGGAACCCAGGCUCUGUGACCAUCUUUGGAGAGUCAGCAGGAGGUAUCAGUGUCUCUGUUCUUGUGCUGUCUCCUCUGGCCAAGAACCUCUUCCAUAGAGCCAUUUCUGAGAGUGGCGUGGCCCUCACUGAAGGCCUGGUCAAGAAGAACACCCAGUCUGUGACUGAACUAAUUGCCACUGUUUCUGGGUGUAAAACCACUACCUCAGCUGUCAUGGUUCACUGCCUGCGCCAGAAGACAGAGAAUGAGCUCUUGGAGAUCGCACUGAAUUUGAAUCCUUUUGACACGGAUGACAAUGGAGACCACGGAGAGUCCCUGUCCACUGUGGUUGAUGGAGUGUUUCUGCCAAAGACUCCAGAAGAGAUCCUGGCUGAGAAGAGCUUCAACACUGUCCCCUACAUGGUGGGCAUCAACAAGCAAGAGUUUGGCUGGAUCAUUCCAAUGAUGAUGGGUGAGCUCUUCUCUGAAGACAAAAUGGAUGAGAAAAUGGCCCGUUCCCUCCUGUGGAAGUUCCGCUCUGCCCUUAACAUCUCUGAGAAUAUGGUUCCAGCAGCCAUUGAGAAGUAUUUAGGACAAACAGACGACCCUGUCAAAAAGAAAGACCGUCUCCUGGACCUGUUUGGAGAUGUAUUUUUUGGUAUCCCAUCUGUUCUCAUGGCCCGUGGACUCAGAGAUGCUGGAGUUCCUACCUACAUGUAUGAGUUUCAGUACUGCCCAAGCUUCAUAUCUGGCAAGAGACCCAAGACGGUGUUGGGAGAUCACGGUGAUGAAAUAUUCUCUGUAUUCGGGGCUCCAUUUUUAAAAGAGGGCGCCUCAGAAGAGGAGACCAAGCUCAGCAAGAUGGUGAUGAAAUUCUGGGCCAACUUUGCACGCACUGGGAACCCCAAUGAGAAGGGGUUGCCACACUGGCCAGAGUAUGACCUGAAAGAAGGGUACCUGCAGAUUGGAGCCACCACCCAACAAGCCCAGAAACUGAAAGGGGAGGAGGUGGCUUUCUGGACUGAGCUCCUGGCUAAGAAGUCACCUCAGACAGUACACACUGAGCUGUGAAUGGGCUCUCUGCCAGUCUCGGGACCAAAAGAGCCAAGAUGGGACUAUUCUACAAAAGAUGUUGCUCAGGGAAGACGGAUCUUACAGAGGAAAAUGCAGGAUUGGAUAGUGGGGGAUGGGCAGUGACCAAGGAGGGGGAAUAUUUGUACCUCAAUGUGAAAAAUA